Molecule: messenger RNA, 2370 nt
Organism: Vigna unguiculata (cowpea)
Lineage: Eukaryota; Viridiplantae; Streptophyta; Magnoliopsida; Fabales; Fabaceae
Product: protein SUPPRESSOR OF GENE SILENCING 3
Biological process (GO): regulatory ncRNA-mediated gene silencing; defense response to virus
Source: RefSeq, a predicted model, not a curated record
CCACUCACAAAGCCUGCACCAUAUUUUAUGACCAGACCUUAGUCUUCCUCUAACUUCCUUUGUCCCCAAUUGACGCUUUACUCACUCACUCCCUCACUCCCUACUCGCUCUCCGCCACCCGGGUGGCGCGUCAGUCUCAACUGCCGCAUUUUCAUCGGCUUCUUCACGCGAUCAUUGUACAGAGCAUAUACAAAUGAGUUCGAAAAGAGGGAGUGCGAGACCCAAAACCAUGGCUAACAAUGAUAUGUCCAAAGGGAAGAGCAUAUCCGAAUCUCAGCCUAGUAUUGAUCAGUUGACUCAGAGUGUUGCUGACACCAUGCUAAACUCAGGACAAGAUGAUGGUGAAUGGGAGGUAUAUGCAAAGAAAUCCAAGAACAGAGGUGGAAGCAGCGCUGCAAAGCCAUGGGGGGCGCCAGCCCAUAAUUCUAAUCCCAAGGCUUGGGUGAAUGCAGAAAUGGCUCAAAAGCCAGGCAUCUGGAAUCAUGGUGGAGUUGGAAGAUCUUCUGGAAAUUCCUGGCAGACACAAAAUGCCAACUUUAGGAGACCAGCUGGCAGAGGAAAUGGUAGGCCUCAGUCAGCAACAAGUGGAUAUGAAGGCAACUAUGUGCCUCCAAAUCCCUUAAUUCGGCCUCCACUUGAGCAUGGCUGGAAUUGGCAAUCUAGACCUGGUGCAAUACGGCCAAAUGUAAGGGAUGAAAUUGCACCUGAAGACCUUGAACAGAAUAAUGAUGUUGAUGAUGAUGAUGAUGAAGAGGAGGACUCAGAUGCUUUGGAAGAUACGGAUGAUGAUCUAAUGAGUGAUGACUAUGAUUCUGAUGUUAGUCAAAAGAGCCAUGAGACACGUAAAAAGAACAGAUGGUUUAGGAAGUUCUUUGAGAAUUUGGAUGGCUUGACUGUUGAACAGAUAAAUGAACCAGAAAGACAGUGGCAUUGUCCAGCUUGUCAAGGUGGUCCUGGAGCUAUUGAUUGGUACAGAGGACUGCAGCCCUUGGUGACUCAUGCCAAAACAAAGGGAUCAAAAAGGGUGAAGAUUCACAGAGAACUUGCUAUACUUUUGGAUGAGGAAUUACGCAGGAGGGGUACUUCAGUAAUUCCAGCUGGGGAGGCAUUUGGAAAAUGGAAAGGUUUGAAACAAGAAGAAAAAGAUCACGAAAUAGUUUGGCCUCCAAUGGUUAUCAUUCAAAAUACGAAGCUUGAACAGGACGAAAAUGAUAAGUGGAUAGGUAUGGGUAACCAAGAACUUCUUGAUUAUUUUAGCACAUAUGCUGCUGUUAAAGCUCGCCACUCCUAUGGCCCACAAGGUCAUCGUGGGAUGAGUGUUUUGAUAUUUGAAGCCUCAGCCAGUGGCUAUCUAGAGGCAGAGCGUCUGGACAAGCAUUUUACAGACCAAGGAACUGAUAAAGAUUCUUGGUUCAACCGCCCCAAUUUAUAUCUCCCUGGGGGGAAGCGCCAGCUCUAUGGUUACAUGGCUACAAAAGAAGAUCUUGAAUUUUUCAAUAGGCAUAGCCAAGGUAAAACAAGACUCAAAUUUGACAUGAGAUCAUAUCAGGAGAUGGUUGUACACCAAAUUCGCCAAAUGAAUGAAGACAACCAACAACUUCUAUAUUUUAAGAACAAGGUUGUGAAAAAAACUAAACACACGAAAGCUCUUGAAGAAUCCAUUGGUAAAAUGUCUGAGAAGCUGCGCAAGACAAUGGAGGAGAACCGCAUAGUGAGGAGGAGAACUAAAAUGCAACAUGAAGAGACCAAAGAAGAGAUGUAUAUGCAAGAACAAUUCUUCAAGGACCAGAUCAAAAUCAUUCAUGAUUCAAGGGAUGAAAAGGAAGAAGAUUUUGAGAGGAUGCAACAGGAGGAACGUGAGAAGGUGAAGCAGUCAAGCACUACUGGUCAUGCAAAUACUGAGGAAUAUAGACUCAAGGUUGAAGAGUAUCUGAAAUUUGUUGAGGUUCAAGAUAAAGAAAUGGAGAACUUUGUUGCCGAAAAGGAGAAACUGUUGCAUGCCCAUCAAGUGGGUUAUGCUGCUAUGAAGAGGAGGCAUUGGGAGGAAGAGGUGCAGCAUGAGCAGAAGUUUGAUGAGGAACUUUCCAAGCUCAUGGAAAAGUACUCCCCUUCCUAGACUAAGUCCAAUGGUACCUAAUGUUGGGGUCUUUGCUUUGACUCAUACAAACAUAUAAACACAGCCUAACCAGUAGACAAAAUAGAGUGCUCAGACAUUUUACUACAUAUUCAGUAUGUCUUUUAAUUUUCUUUGGUACUUAUCCUCAUUUGUGUUCAUGCCUGGAGACACAAACCAGGUUCAAAUUUUAAAUUGGUGGUGUUUUGGCAAAUUGGAAGUUAUAUUUCAUGCAUUUGAUUUACUUUCUUAUCAAA